GCAGCGCGAUGGCGCUUGCGCGCCUCAUUUGCUCAGCUCCCCACCCCUUCCGCCUGAGGCGGCGCGAGAGGAAAAUGGCGGAGCUGUCGCUGGGACAGCACUGCGGGGUGUCGGACUGCCACCAGCUGGAUUUUCUCCCCUUUGUAUGUGAUGGCUGUUCAGGUGUUUUUUGUCUUCAGCACAGGAGCCGGGAUGCUCAUGGGUGUUCUGAGGUGAAUAUAAGCAACAAUUCUGUGAAACCAGAUCAGCACAGAUCUUACCUGUGCUCAUAUAAGGACUGCCACGCGAAGGAACUUCUGCCAGUUUUAUGUCCCUACUGUGAAAAACAUUUUUGCCUGAGACAUCGGCAUCAAUCGGAUCAUGAGUGUGAGAAACUGGACACACCACAACCUCGAAUGGCUGCCACUCAGAAGCUAGUUAAAGAUAUUAUAGAUUCUAAAAAAAGUGAAGAAAUAAAAAGCAAAAAACGCAAAGGAGCAAGAAACAGUGAAACAGCAGCAAAAGUGGCAUUAAUGAAACUGAAAAUGCAUGCAUGUGGUGACAAGUCCUUGCCUCAGACAGAAAGAAUUUACUUUCAAGUACUUUUACCAAAGGGAAACAAAGAGAAAAGCAAGCCUAUGUUCUUUUGCAGUAAGUGGAGUAUUGGCAAAAUAGUAGAUUAUGCAGCUUCCUUAGCAAGCCUUAAAAAUGACAACAACAAAUCAACAGCCCAGAAAUUGAGGUUAUGCCAUACUGCCUCUGGAGAAGCCUUGCCAUUUGAGCACACGUUGGAGAAAUGGCUAUCUGAUGAAGAUUAUCCAUUAUUCAAUGGUGGAAAUAUAAUUCUGGAGUAUCUUGAUAAUGAUGUUUUAUUUAUAGAAGAUACAGAGUCAUACUUAAGUUAGUAAAAUAUUGCAAACUAACAGAAGAAAAUUUUCUAGAAAUGUGGUGUUCAAACCAAGACCAGUUUCCUCUUCAUAGAAUCAUAGAAUGGCUUGAGUUGGAAAGGACCUUAAAGAUCAUCUAGUUCCAAGCCUCCAGCCAUAGGCAGAGUUGCCACCCAUAAAUUACUGUAUGCAGAAUCUGUUCUCACCUCUGGAAGACACAGUUUCUGUGAAUUCUUCAGCUGCAUAAGUGGCAAAACUAUGUCCUGAAAAGACUGCUAGUUAUUACAAUAAUUCUCUAACUAAAAUAGACUCUUGCUUUAGUGACAUUUUACAGCUAAAUUUUAUAUGUGUUUAUUUUUGUUUAAAUGAUGUCUAAAUUAUGUAUUGAUAAAUACUGAAAAUGCGCAGUCGCAAUGUGUCAGUUCUGUGAAGGAAAGGAGCACAUUACACUCUUGCAGCAUGUUUUCUAUGUCUACAGGGACAGAUUUCACAUGUUCGGAAUGCAGCACCGGAGCCCGUGCUUCAGAUCCACAUUUUCUUAGUGCAUUGAUUUUUAGAGAAGAAGCUUUAUAAAGCAAAAGUAAUUCUCAUGUCUCUUCUGUGUUUCAGAAUUUCAAUAUCAAGUUUUGUUUUUUUUUUUUAAUAUUCCACUUUAUUACCCAGUGAAAUCAUCCUCUCAUGUUACAUAAGUUUUCAAAAAGGAAGAAAUAUGGUUAAACCAGCAGCACAGCUUUUAAUACCUUGUGGUUUCAUCCUGUCCUGGUUUAGACAGUGUCUGUUUUAGGUAAAUCUCUGUUGCAUCAUCUUCAGCAGUCUGCAAGAUAGAGUCCCCAUGUUUUAAAGGGGUCGUUGAUGGUGCUUCGACACAAUGAAUUACACCUCUAGUUGCUUGUAGUGGCUUUCUCUGAUGUCAGUCUUGUAAUUCGGUUUGGAGGUCAUUAAAAAGAUUGUUUGAAGUAUAA
This is a messenger RNA of Tympanuchus pallidicinctus (lesser prairie-chicken), 1828 nucleotides long. RefSeq names its product zinc finger AN1-type containing 1 (gene ZFAND1). Gene Ontology annotation, cellular component: cytoplasmic stress granule; cytoplasm. Bases 9 to 884 code for a protein of 291 amino acids. Gene Ontology annotation, biological process: cytoplasmic stress granule disassembly. The record is from RefSeq and is a predicted model, not a curated record. NCBI's taxonomy places the organism in Eukaryota, Metazoa, Chordata, Aves, Galliformes, Phasianidae. The transcript is spliced from 8 exons. Gene Ontology annotation, molecular function: zinc ion binding.